UCGAUCUAUGAAAUCUCCAUUCAGUUUUGAAGUCAAAGCAUGCGUUAGUUGAACCUCAAGCUUGUCAGUUGCAUUUCACAGAUUUAUUAGUAAAGUUUGGCGCGCAGAGAGAGUGGAAAUUCAUCAUGAAUAUCUACUACUUCUUAUUCUCGCACUACUGUAGCUAUAAAACAUCCAAUCACAGCUUGACACCUGUCUUUAUUUGACUUAGUUCUGUUUGUUUUUUUUUUUCAAGUGAACGAGUCUAGAACGACGUCGUUUUGCCUCCGACACUGUUCAUCCCUGACUCCCGUGAACCCUAAGUCUCUAAUCGCGUGUCUUCUCUUCCUCUCUACCUACUCCGCCGUACGAUCCACCUCCGUCUGAUUUCGAGCCUUCUCUCUCACAACCGUCACUUAAUCUAGGUGUGGUUCCGUGUUAGCCUUCGUCCUUCAACCUCUCUGUCAGCAAUCCAUCAAUAGAGUCUCUUCCGAUUGAUCUAAUGAGGAAUUGCUUUCUGCAGCCGCUUGAUCUUUAUUUGAAGCCAACUUUGCCUUCGAUUAAUGGUGAACCAAUCCCUGAUCUACAACACAAUUGGUUUACUGUUGAUUUGUCAUCCUCCUCACGAAAACCCCAACUACUAUGGUUGAAUGCAUCAGCUGAAGUUGUAUACUCUAUCAAAUGAGAUGAACUCCAUUCGAAGUUUAUGCCCUGGUCGACAAGCAUGGAAAAUCAGAGCUAGAGUUAUUAGAAAGUGGGAGAUGGAACCUAAUGCUGAACCUUCCAAACCUUAUGCUAUGCAGCUUGUGUUGAUUGAUUCAGAGGGUUGCAAAAUAGAGGCAAAUAUUAAAAAGUAUUUGAUGAGCAAAUUCCAGAGGGAUAUAGUUGAAGGAAAUGUUUACAUUUUUACAUUUUUCGUUUUGGUGGACAACAAUGGUGCUUAUCGUGCUGCUGAACAUGAGUACAAAAUUUUGUUCAAUAGUAAGACUAAGGUCCAAAUUGACCAGUGUGAUACCAUUCCAAUGCUUGGGUUAACAUUGAAGGAUACAUCUGAAAUUAAGAUGACUAUGGGGGAGUCUGACUACCUUAUGGAUAUUAUUGGGUUGGUCACAGCUGUAUCUGAUGAGCAACAAUUUCCAAAGUCUGGAAAUGUUACUAGAAGAAUUGAAAUGGAGAUUACUGAUGACAAGGGAAAGAUCAAGAUGUCUUUAUUUGGCAAGUACGUUGAUAUGGUUAAAGGAUUUCUUGCUGCUGAUGGAGUUCGACUUGCAGUUAUUAUUGUGCAAUUUGCCAAAGUUAAGACAUACAGAGGAGAAGUUGUUAUUCAAAAUGUUAUGCAAGCUACUAAGUUGUUUUGGAAUGCUGAUAUUCCUGAAGUUUCUGUUUUUCGUGAUGGUAUUGCCUUACAUGGUCUUGAUUCUGAUUUGCCUAUUGGUAAAAUUGGUGGUGGAUUCCGCAAUGUGCCUGCCAAUGAGGAGUUUAUUAGCAUGUAUCCUAAGAAGAAUAUUGUGGAGUUGCAUGACACAGCUGAGGAGGGUUUGUUCAUAGUCCUAGGAAAGAUUAGUGGAUUAAUUGAGGGUGAGAAGUGGUGGUAUGCAUCUUGCCAAUGCCGCAAAGCUGUGACUAUUGAAGAUGGUCUUUAUUACUGUGGUUCUUGCUGCACUCAUGUUGUUGAGUUUACUCCCAGAUUUCGCCUCAAGUUUGAGGUUUGUGAUGGAGAUGAACUUGCUACAUUUGUCAUGUUUGACACAGAUUGUCAAAAUAUGCUUGGGAAAAGCUGCAGAGAGUUGGUUAUGUUCUCAAAGGGAAAAGCUUCUGAUGAAUACCCUGAUGAUAUAAAGGCACUUAUUGGAAAGGAGGCUCUUUUCAAAGUUGAGAAGUUAAGUGACCAUGGAACAAAGUAUGAUGAUUCAUACAAAGUCAAGAAAACAUGUGAUGACAAGUUCAUAAUUGAUCUUUUCAAUGACAAGACCAAGAUUGAAACCCCAACAAAGCUAAUUAUUGACCCAUAUGGAUCCAACUUUGAAUCAGAUGACAAAGAACCUUUGUUUACUGAUAGUUCUCUUGGUUCUGCUAGCCAAUUCUCUUCUGUUGCUGACACAAAUGUUUCUCUUGAUGACAUUUCUCCAUUUGGAGAUUCAGCUGUUAGUGUGCCAGCUUCCAAACCAGGCAGUGAAGAUGGAAGUACAUCCAAACCUCCUAGGAAGAAGAGGUUGGUCCAAGUGAAGAAUGAAAAGUGAAGCUGUUAUUAUGAUACUAUAAUGAACAUCUUUAGAGUAGUAUUAUGGUUGUUCUUUCAUGGAUAUCAAAUUCUAUUUUGUAUCUCUAAGUAUUAUGAAGUGUGUCACCAUUCUGAGUAGUAUUAAUGUGUUUGGGUGUUAUCUAUUAUAUAAUUAGAUUUCAGGGAUUCUAAUGUGUAACUUCCAAGACAUAUGUUUAUUUGAAGCUUCUUUUUAUAUAA
Lotus japonicus is the source of this 2440-nucleotide messenger RNA. RefSeq lists its product as uncharacterized. Gene Ontology annotation, biological process: DNA repair; DNA replication; DNA recombination. Gene Ontology annotation, cellular component: nucleus. The record is from RefSeq and is a predicted model, not a curated record. Lineage: Eukaryota; Viridiplantae; Streptophyta; Magnoliopsida; Fabales; Fabaceae. Gene Ontology annotation, molecular function: DNA binding. The transcript is spliced from 11 exons. The coding region runs from base 630 to 2219 and encodes 529 amino acids.